Entrophospora sp. SA101 is the source of this 141-nucleotide messenger RNA. NCBI's taxonomy places the organism in Eukaryota, Fungi, Glomeromycota, Glomeromycetes, Entrophosporales, Entrophosporaceae. The record is from the annotation of a GenBank genome assembly.
AUGAAUAUGAAGGAUUCUGAAGUAACUAAUGUUAAUGAGAAUAUUGACACCUUUGCUUCAACUGAUAUUAUUGAAAUCAGUGAUGAUAUAAGAGAAGAAAAUAGUACUGAAGAAUCUACAAGUAUGAACAAUAGAAACAAG